AUGCCCAACCAGGCAGCUUAUCUGCCGGCUGCUCUGGCCAAGGGGACAUACAAUAAACAAGAAUUCAUCCAUAAUGGCUGUCACAUCGACCACAAGAUCGUAGUGCUCUACACCCCCUCCGUCCCCUUCGCCCCAUCCUCCGUCUGCGGCUUCUUCCUCAUAUCUACGCAACCCAUGAACCACGAGAAGACAAAGGAAACCCCACAAAUCCCCGCCGCGAAGUAG
Messenger RNA from Aspergillus fischeri NRRL 181, 225 nucleotides. RefSeq lists its product as uncharacterized. The record is from RefSeq and is a predicted model, not a curated record. Lineage: Eukaryota; Fungi; Ascomycota; Eurotiomycetes; Eurotiales; Aspergillaceae. The transcript is spliced from 2 exons. Bases 1 to 225 code for a protein of 74 amino acids.